Messenger RNA from Phyllostomus discolor (pale spear-nosed bat), 1800 nucleotides. It is a transcript of the gene PEX14, whose product is annotated as peroxisomal biogenesis factor 14. The record is from RefSeq and is a predicted model, not a curated record. Gene Ontology annotation, biological process: protein import into peroxisome matrix, docking. NCBI's taxonomy places the organism in Eukaryota, Metazoa, Chordata, Mammalia, Chiroptera, Phyllostomidae. The transcript has 9 exons. The coding region runs from base 44 to 1159 and encodes 371 amino acids. Gene Ontology annotation, cellular component: peroxisomal membrane; peroxisomal importomer complex. Gene Ontology annotation, molecular function: signaling receptor binding.
GAAGCCUCGCCCCGCGGUGAUAGAUUAGUCAGGCCUCAGAAAGAUGGCGUCCUCGGAGCAGGCAGAGCAACCGAGCCAGCCCAGCUCCCCUCCGGGAAGUGAGAAUGUGAUGCCCCGAGCGCCACUGAUUGCCACAGCGGUGAAGUUUCUACAGAAUUCCCGUGUCCGCCAGAGCCCACUCGCGACCAGGAGAGCGUUCCUGAAGAAGAAAGGGCUGACCGACGAGGAGAUCGACGUGGCGUUCCAGCAGUCGGGCACCGCGGCCGAGGAGCCUCCGUCCCUGGGCCUGGCCGCACAGGUGGUCCCCGUCCAGCCCCCUCACCUCGUUUCUCAGCCGUACAGCCCCGUGGGUUCCCGAUGGAGAGAUUACAGUGCCUUGGCCAUCAUCAUGGCGGGAAUCGCAUUCGGCUUCCACCAGCUCUACAAGAAGUACCUGCUCCCCCUCAUCGUGGGCGGCCGGGAGGACCGGAAGCAACUGGAGAGGAUGGAGGCGAGCCUCUCGGAGCUGAGUGGCAGUGUGGCCCAGACAGUGACUCAGCUACAGGUGACGCUAGCCUCCGUCCAGGAGCUGCUGGUCCAGCAGCAGCAGAAGGUCCAGGAGCUCGCCCACGAGCUGGCCACUGCCAAGGCCACCACGUCCACCAACUGGAUCCUGGAGUCCCAGAACAUCAAUGAGCUCAAGUCGGAAAUCAACUCCUUGAAAGGCCUCCUGUUGAAUCGGAGGCAGUUCCCGCCCUCCCCGUCGGCCCCCAAGAUCCCCUCCUGGCAGAUCCCAGUCAAGUCGCCCUCGCCCUCCGGCCCUGCGGCCGGGAACCCCCACAGCAGCAGCGACAUCUCGCCGGUCAGCAACGAGUCCACCUCGUCCUCGCCCGUGAAGGAGGGGCACAGCCCCGAGGGCUCGGCGGCCUCCUGCCACCUGCUGGGGCCCCAGGAGGAGGGCGAGGGGCUGGUGGACGUCAAGGGCCAGGUGAGGAUGGAGGUGCAGGGCGAGGAGGAGAAGCGGGAGGACGAGGAGGAUGAGGACGUGAGCCGCGUGGACGAAGAGGACCGCCUGGGGGUGCAGCGGGAGGACCGCCGGGGCGGGGACGGGCAGAUCAACGAGCAGGUGGAGAAGCUGCGGCGGCCGGAGGGCGCCAGCAACGAGCACGAGCGGGACUAGGCCCCGGGGCGCGGGGGGCCGCGGCUCUGCCCGCCCGGCCGCUCUCACCUGCUCCUUCCUGAGCUCGGGCCCCGGGCAGGCAGCCCCGACCUUGUUCUCGGGCCGAGGGCCCGACCCCUGGACCGACGUCCCGUGCAGGUGUGUCCGCCGAGCGCCCUAGCUAACCCACCAGCAAGCAUGACAAGAGGUGGCUCUGACCUGACUCCUGACCCCCUGGGCGGGGGGGGGCUGCGUUGACCGGUGUCUGCUGCCCCGCCCCCUCCCUGGCCCCCGGCUCCCAGUCCGCUUCUCGCCAGGGGCCUCGGGCUCUGGCCGUGCCCCCACGGCGCCUUUCUCCGGGCGCGGGCCUCGCGGCCCUGCCCGCCCGAUGCCGCCGCCCUCCGCCUGCCCCAGCCCCACCAGGCCCUGUCGCCCUGCGCCCAUGAAGUCGCACUGCGCUUGUGACUGUCACCUGCCGUAGCGGCUUGGCCACACCCCUGCGGUGAGGAGUGGCCGUCCCCCCACGGGGGCGCCAGGCCUGGGGGCCUUGCUGUCUGUCCUCCCCAGCCGGGGACACGUGCCCCUCCGAGAGAUCGGGCCCAGGGGGGAGCGUGAGGAGCAGCUGUACAUAAUUGUAAUAAAGAUGACUUGUCACUAUUUAA